This is a messenger RNA of Melanotaenia boesemani (Boeseman's rainbowfish), 2238 nucleotides long. Its product is annotated as butyrophilin subfamily 2 member A2-like. The transcript has 7 exons. Lineage: Eukaryota; Metazoa; Chordata; Actinopteri; Atheriniformes; Melanotaeniidae. The record is from RefSeq and is a predicted model, not a curated record. Bases 272 to 1264 code for a protein of 330 amino acids.
UAAUUAUGUGUGUGUAUAUGUGUCAUGUGUUCCAUCAGAUUUCCCAUUGCAAAAUUUCAAUGGUGGUAAAAAUUUUUACUUUUCUAAACUAGUGACAAUGAUAUUAAAAAGAUAGGUUAAAAAAAAGAGAGAGAGAAUGAGAGAGAAAGAGGAAGAGGAAGUGAAACAUACCAUGUACCUACACUGUGGUAGGUGCCAGACGGUGUGAAAACUGAUGGACUGCAUUUCUUAGUUGAACAGCGGAUGAAAUCUGCUCUUUUAGUGGUUAGAAAUGAGGAUGUUUAAGCUGCUUUUUUGGACUGGAUGCUACAGUCUGCUGUCAGUCACAGAACAAGAUACAGCUGAAACUGAGAUAUUUUGCUCCUCUGAGCCGGUAGUAUCAUUCUGCGGCUCCAGCAUCGUUCUACAGUGUCACCUCGAGUCCCAGCAGGAUGCAACAGACAACACAGUGAAAUGGACUCAGCAGAGUGAUGUUGUACACGUUCGUAAAGAUGGAAAAGACGUUCCUGGAGAACAAAUGGAGAGGUUUGAAGGACGCACGUCUCUGAUCUCUGAAGGUCUCCAUAAAGGAAAUCUGUCGCUCCAACUUUCCUCUUUAAAACUCUCCGACUCUGGAAGAUACAAGUGCUCCUUUCAGGUCGGCUCAGUGGAGAAGAGUUGUUACGUCAACCUCACUGUCGACGGGUAUGAAGUGAUCGGCUCACCUGAGCCAGUUACAGCAGAGUCGGGUCAGGAUGUGGUUCUACCAUGCUACCUGAAACCACGGUUUGAUGCAACAACUCUGACUGUGGAGUGGAGACGGAACAACGCUACGGUGCAUUUAUAUCGAAGUCAGAAAGAUGAUAAUGAGGAUCAAGAUCAGAGGUUUAAAGGCAGAACUUCUCUCUUCCAUGAUAAAAUGCAUCAUGGAAACAUUUCCCUCAAACUGAGAAAUGUUUCUGAAGAAGAUGCAGGAAAUUACACCUGUUUUGUUCCUAAGUGUCGGGAGAAAAAAGGAAACAUUGCUCUGAAUGUUGUGUUGAAGGAUGAAGAUCCAAACAAGAAAGGACUUGUCAUUGGUCUUAUUGUCGCUGCUGUUCUUGUUCUUGUUCUCAUUGCUGGUUUAGUUUAUUUAUCAGGGAGACGUUUGGAACAAAACAGACAUGAAAUUGUUCUACAGAGAUGUAGAGAUCUCCUGCAAAGAAGAGAAGAUCACGAUUUAGAAGUGGGGCAAGACAGACAAAGACAGGAGCACAACAAUCAAAGUGAAAUCAGACGACGUUGAAUAAAAAUAUGGAUUUUUAAUUUUUUUCUGUUACUCUUCCACCUAAGGCAAAAGAAGUUUUUUUCUCUCAUUUAGUGGGUAGAUUUGAGCUCAGAUAAAAACAGAGAGAAAGUAAGAAAAAAAGAACCAGGCCAGUUUAGAAACUUUAUCAUUUCAGGGUAACUUCACCUCAUCUUUAAGAGAGAGGUAGAGAAACUCAUUUCAGACAUCUUGUUCUUUUUUUGUCUACCAACAGCUCAUAGGUGAGAAAAAAAAUUAGAACCUAGAUAGAUAUUUUAUCACCCGCCUUCUUUCAUCGAUUAGCAAAAUUCGGUGACAAAACUAAAUUCUCUGAUAAAAAUAGUAAAAGCUGGAGAGACUCAACCAAUCCAAAGCUGCUGGUCCAGAUGCCAUCAGUCCAGACUUCUAAAGACCUGUGCCAGCCAGCUGUUUCCAGUUCCUCAGAACCUCUUUUAUACUCCUGUGGAAGACCUCCAGUCUUGUUCCAGUCCCCAGUAAACUGUCCCCAUCUGCACUGAAGGACGACCCACCUGUGGGUGCAGCGUGGCUGACUCACUAGCUUUGGACCUCAGGCUUCUUUGCACACAACACACGCACGUCGGAAAGCAAAGUCUUGAAGUCAAGUUCUUCAUUUUACCAUUUAAUAUCAAAUUAAACUUGAACAUAUACAUAAAAAGGACUGAAAAUUUAGACUUUCUGUUAAACUAACUGAAAUGCGGUGUAGGUCAAAAGACUGUGUUGCUUCAAGGUCCAGUGACUUCCAAUCUACUUUUUCUUGGCUGAUUCCCCUUUUUUUUAACUUCAGUCUAGCAGCCAAUCAAAAUCCACUAAUAAAAGAAGAUCAUUUCAACUGCAACACAGAACUAUAGAAUAAUUAGGAUUAAGUCCUAAUAAAAAAAAAAAUGGCUUCAACACAUACCGACCCCUAAUUGACUAGGCUGUAGCAUAGCAAUUACCAAAUGAUACUUAAAUUG